AUGGCCGGAGAAGAUUCACACAAGACUCUUGAAAAGAUGAAGGGCAAAGAAGAUGAGGUGCACAAGGAAGACGACAACGCCAAGUAUGAUGUGUCCGAUGGCUCCAAGAAGAGUGGACAUCACAAGAAAAAAAGCAAGAGCAAGAAGAUAGUGAUUGAGUCAUCCUCAUCCUCAACAUCAAGUAUUGAGCAGCCGGAUAGCGAUGAUGAAAGUUUUGGACCAACCAUGCAACAAUUAUUCCACCGCAAUGCUCAAGCCGCAACCAUCCUCCUCUCAUCCUUGAGUAGAGAGGAAUUUGAUAAAGUGGAUGGGUUACAAAGUGCCAAGGAGAUAUGGGACACUCUCAAAGUGGCACACGAAGGCACCAAGACUAUUCGGAAGGCAAGAAUUGAGAUGCUUGAAGGAGAACUUGGGAGGUUUGCUAUCUUGGAUGAUGAAACUCCCCAAGAGAUGUACACAAGGCUCAAGAAGAUGAUCAAUCAAAUAAGGAAUCUUGGAAGUAAGAAGUGGACCGACCAUGAAGUGGUCAAAAGGAUGAUUAGGGCCUUUUCGGUGAGGAAUAUAACCUUAUGUACCAUGAUAAGGGAAAGUCCUAACUAUAAGAGGAUGACACCGGAAGAAGUUCUUGGCAAGAUCAUCAAACAUGAGAUGAUGGAAAGCGAGGCCAAGUAUGUCAAGAGCUUGUCCAAGGGAACCUCAACCUCAAGAGGACAAGACAUUGCCCUCAAGGCAAACAAGAAGGAAAAGAGCAAGAAAGUUGUCCAAGAGUCCUCAUCAAGUGACAAUGAAAGCGAUAGCUCAAGCCUUGAUGAUGACGACAUGGCUCUUCUCAUGAAGAACUUCAACAAAUUGAUGAGAAACCGCAACUAUAAGGGCAAUAAGAGGUAUGAGAGCUCCAAAAGGACAAAGAGAAAUUGCUACAAUUGCGGCAAGAGUGGGCAUUACAUUGCAAAUUGCCCAUAUGAGAAGAAAGAAGACAAGGAAGAGAAGAGGAAGGAUAAGAAGGAGAAGAAAUACUUCACCAAGGACAAGAAGUACUUCAAGAAGAAACAACGUGGUGAAGCACAUCUUGGUAAGGAGUGGGACUCCGAUGAUGAGAGCUCCGACUCGGAUGAAGAAGAAGUAGCCACACUUGCUCUCAACAAGACCUCUCUCUUCCCAAAUCUCAAGGAUGGGAAAAACAUCACUCACACUUGUCUCAUGGCAAAGGGAGGUAAAAGAAAGGUAAAAAACCAUUCCAUGCUCCUCUCCUAA
Messenger RNA from Panicum hallii, 1254 nucleotides. RefSeq lists its product as uncharacterized. Lineage: Eukaryota; Viridiplantae; Streptophyta; Magnoliopsida; Poales; Poaceae. Gene Ontology annotation, molecular function: zinc ion binding; nucleic acid binding. The coding region runs from base 1 to 1254 and encodes 417 amino acids. The record is from RefSeq and is a predicted model, not a curated record. The transcript has 2 exons.